UUCACAAAUAAAAAGCUAAAAAAGGUUAAAUUCUUCAAGAAAGCUAGUAUAAGAUACCAUAUCAAAGGCUAAGACUACAGUACCAAAAAGCUACUAUUACAGUAUGACUACUAUUAAAAGGCCAGUGGAUUAGGAAAAAGAAAAGGGCGUUGCAAUUUAAAAAAAAAAAAGUUCCUACCGUUGGAUACAUUCCCGUUAUAUCAAUCCAGCGGCCAACAUCUCAAGUUGACAACUAUAACGUACAUCCUACGCCCUUAGGCCUCUCGCUCGCUUUAAGAAAAUCUCAAAUUUUCAGAAACUCUAAAGCCCUCUCUCUUCCCUUCUGUCUGCAACUUCUUUUUUUUUCAAGGAGACAAAACCAAGGCGCUACUAUUAAUUAAUUAAUUAAAAUUUUAAUUAACCCAUUAAGGGUGAGAGCGUUUUGGACCUUUUGUUUUUUUAUUUUUUGAGAGUUUUAAUCGCUUAAAUUAAUUUUGCUAUGGGCAGCACAUUUCUCUCUAUUCCAACAAAGCGAGCCAUGCCCGACCCGACCGCUUCUUCCAACGGACCCUCCAAGCGUUCCAAGCCUCCGUCUACUCCUCUCUGUAUUCGCCCUGCCCACGUUGCCUUCCGUCUCCUUUGCCACGUGUCCCGUGUCGGCGGCAUCAUCGGCAAGUCAGGUAGCGUCAUCAAGCAACUGCAGCAGGUUACCGGUUCCAAGAUCCGAAUUGAGGAUGCCCCCGCCGAAAGCCCUGACAGGGUUAUUACCGUCGUAGGGCCGAGUGCUGUUAAUACCAAGAUUAUGCUGAAUAUUGGUAGCCUUGGCAAUGGUGACGAUAGUAGAGUUGAGGAAAUCGAUGUUUCCAAGGCUCAGGAGGCAUUAGUGAGGGUGUUCGAGAGGAUUCUGGAGGUGGCGGCGGAGAGCAAUGGAGCAGCCUUGGGGAUGGUUUCUUGUCGGUUAUUGGCGGAGGUUAAGCAAGUUGGGAGCGUGAUAGGGAAAGGAGGUAAAGUGGUGGAGAAGAUAAGGGAGGAUACCGGGACCAAAAUUAGGGUUUUGACGGAUAAGCUACCUGCUUGUGCCGGCCCCACGGAGGAGAUUGUGGAGAUUGAAGGAGGUGUUUUAGCGGUAAAGAAAGCACUCGUUGCUGUCUCACACCGCCUCCAAGAUUGUCCUCCUGUCAAUAAAACAAAGGUUACUGAAAACAGAACCAUUGAAUCAGUUCUGCCAGAGACUUUACAUAGACCUAUUGAGUUACUUCCUGAGGAGACUUUGCACAGACCAAUUGACUUGCUUCCCAAGGAGACUUUGCACAGACCUAUUGACUUACUUCCCCAGGAGACUUUGCGCAGACCUAUUGACUUACUUCCCCGGGAGACCUUGCGCAGACCUAUAGAGGUGGUUCCCCAGGACCCAUUGUGCAGACCGAUUGAUGUUGUUCCACAGGAAUUUUUUCAUAGACAUAUUGAGGUUGUUUCGCAGGAGGCUUUAUCUGAUCUGCAUGUAGAUCAUCUUUCACAGCGUAGUUCCCUGGUACCUAGUAUACCCGGUAGCUCCAUCAGUUAUGCUACCAGAGCUCAUCCUUUGUCUCUGGAGUCCGAGAAGGCUCCUCCUUUGGAUACAAAAACAAUGCAGCAGGAAGUGGUUUUCAAAAUUCUUUGCCCCAGUGGUAGGGUUGGGGGUGUUAUUGGAAAGGGAGGUGCAAUUAUUAAGGCUCUUCAAAGUGAUACAGGUGCUACUAUUACUAUUGGAGCUACAAUCACUGAUUGUGAUGAACGGUUGAUUACUGUUACUGCAUCAGAGAACCCAGAAUCACGGUAUUCUCCGGCACAAAAGGCUGUUGUCCUUGUUUUUGUAAGAGCUUUUGAGGCCUCAAUUGAAAAAGGGCUAGAUUCAGGCUCAGGUAAGGUUUCAAAUGUGACUACUCGGGUCGUAGUUCCAUCAAGCCAAGUUGGUUGUCUCUUGGGAAAAGGAGGGGCAAUAAUUUCUGAAAUGCGUAAAGCAACUGGUACCAUCAUGCGAAUUUUGGGAACUGACCAGGUCCCUAAGUGUGUCACUGAAAAUGAUCAAGUGGUGCAGAUUUCAGGAGGGUAUUUGAAUGUAAGAGAUGCUAUAUAUCAUGUGACUGGUAGACUACGAGAAAACCUAUUUUCUACCACACUGAAAAGUGCUGGAGCAAAAAGCAGUUCCUUGGUUUUAACUGAGACCAGUCCUUAUGAAAGAUUGUUGGAUGCUACCCCUUUUGGCUUGCAAGUGUUGAGUGGUGUUUCUCAUAGUCUUAGUCGGCAUACUACAUUAGCAUUGAAUCGUAUGGAUCCCCUUGGACUUUCUCAUAGUUCAGAUCGCCCUCGAUCACCAGGAUUGUGGACAUCAGAGCAGAUGGCUACUGGACUGAAUCCAAGGAACAUCGUAGAUAUUGGCAGAGGAUUAACUUCUUUUAGAGGUGGAUUUGAACUUUGCAGUGGAAACAAAUCUGCUAUUGUGACAAAUACAACUGUAGAGAUUAGAGUUCCUGAGAAUGUUAUUGACUCUGUUUAUGGGGAGAAUGGUCGCAAUCUAGCUCGCUUAAGAGAGGUACAGGAAGUAUUGUUACUUCUUGGUGGGUAUGAAAUCCCUUCAGGCAUUCCUGCGUUGGGGACAGUUUCUGUUACUCAAAGGGGCAUGGGUGACUUUCCUGGGAGGUCAAUUCAACCACAGAGAGCUGCUUCUUUAAACCGGUUCCGGGAGAAGAGAAAAGAGCGGUGCUUUGAUAAGAAAAUCCGCUAUACCGUGCGGAAAGAAGUGGCUCUCAGGAUGCAACGUAAGAAGGGUCAGUUCACAUCAUCCAAGGCGAUUUCUGAUGAAGUAGCCUCAGCCUCUUCAGGCUGGAGUGGAGCAGCAGGUUCUGGACAAGAUGAGAGCAUGCAAGAAAUUUUAUGUACACACUGUGGAAUUAGUUCUAAGAAAACUCCUAUGAUGCGUCGUGGACCUGCUGGUCCAAGGACUCUUUGCAAUGCAUGCGGACUCAAGUGGGCAAAUAAGGGUGUCUUGAGAGACCUUUCAAAGGUUUCCACAGCAGCAAACCAGGAUCCGACUGCAAAGACUACUGAGCAGAAUGAUGCUGAAGCUAGUGAGUCAGAGGGUGUAACUUUGACUACAGACGUUGUAUCUUUAUCUAAUGGAGAUAACUCCGCUGUGACUGCUGAAAGAUGAGUAACAAGUUCCUUCCAUUGUGGUGAGUGCUAUGUUACUUGCUGUUUGAAAGCAGAUGUCAAACUUUGUUGUAAUAAUUGAGUUCGUUUGACAACUGUAUAUAUGGUUCAUUGCCUAUGAUCCUUAUGUAAAUGAUUGCGCAAUUGCAAAAUACAGCCUAAUUAGUUUCUGUCAGUCAGGAGUAAAACAAAACUUAGGAUCACUUUAACAUUAGCAAUUGUUCUUGUUUCACUAUAUGUUGAAACUAGCAGCUUGUUUUGACAAUUUCCUUUCUUAUCACACAAAAGUGGAAAUACUUGUGUGUGAAAAAUAACUUUGAUAAAGGGAGCUUGAACCAUUGAAUGUCCCAGUUUUUGAGGCUGCUAUGCCAAAGAA
Molecule: messenger RNA, 3544 nt
Organism: Durio zibethinus
Lineage: Eukaryota; Viridiplantae; Streptophyta; Magnoliopsida; Malvales; Malvaceae
Source: RefSeq, a predicted model, not a curated record